Messenger RNA from Rhodofomes roseus, 756 nucleotides. Its product is annotated as NUDIX hydrolase domain-like protein. Gene Ontology annotation, biological process: isopentenyl diphosphate biosynthetic process; isoprenoid biosynthetic process. NCBI's taxonomy places the organism in Eukaryota, Fungi, Basidiomycota, Agaricomycetes, Polyporales, Fomitopsidaceae. Bases 1 to 756 code for a protein of 251 amino acids. The record is from RefSeq and is a predicted model, not a curated record. The transcript has 4 exons. Gene Ontology annotation, molecular function: isopentenyl-diphosphate delta-isomerase activity. Gene Ontology annotation, cellular component: cytoplasm.
AUGUCCUCUCGUGCAGUCGAAGCAUCCCGCGCCGUGCUCUCCUCCAUCGACUUGUCCAACUAUGACCCGGAGCAAAUGAGGUUGAUGGACGAGCGAUGCAUCCUGGUCGAUGAGCAGGAUCGCGCUCUCGGUGCAGCGGACAAGAAGACCUGCCAUCUGAUGGAAAACAUCAACAAGGGCCUCUUGCACCGUGCUUUCUCCGCGUUCGUCUUCAGGCCUGACGAUGGCAAGCUACUGCUGCAGCAGCGGGCGACGGAGAAGAUCACCUUCCCGGAUAUGUGGACCAACACGUGCUGCUCGCACCCGCUGGACGACUUCGAGGAGGAGAAGGUGGAGAAGGACCAGCUCGGCGUGAGGGUCGCCGCUGUGCGCAAGCUCGAGCACGAGCUGGGGAUCCCGCGGGAGCAGACCCCUGUCGACCAGUUCCAAUACCUCACACGGAUACAUUACCUAGCUCCGUCGAGCGGUAUAUGGGGAGAGCAUGAGGUUGACUACAUUCUCUUCAUCACCGCCAACGUCACUGUCACGCCGAACCUCAACGAGAUCCGCGACCACAAGUACGUCGACAAGGCGGAGCUGCAGGCGAUGUUCAACGACCCAGCAAACACCUUCACGCCAUGGUUCAAGCUCAUUGCGCGCGACUUCCUCUUCGGCUGGUGGGACGAGCUGCUCGCGCGUCGGGGAAGCGACGGUCUCGUCAACGCGAAAAGCUUGAAGGGCAUCGUGGACGGCAGCAAGGUCGUAAGCAUGGUCUAG